Molecule: messenger RNA, 1291 nt
Organism: Achroia grisella
Lineage: Eukaryota; Metazoa; Arthropoda; Insecta; Lepidoptera; Pyralidae
Product: carbonic anhydrase 2-like
Exons: 6
Coding region: 54-896 (280 amino acids)
Molecular function (GO): zinc ion binding; carbonate dehydratase activity
Source: RefSeq, a predicted model, not a curated record
CGCAGUGGCCGGGCGUUUGCAAUACCGGCUUCCAACAAUCACCAAUCAACAUCAUGACUAGAGACGCAGUGGAGGACAUCCACGAGUCACACAUCAGAGGGCCUCUGGUCAUGAGAGGAUACGGAAAUGUAGCAGUCGCACCCAUCAAUAAUGGACAUACAUUGAAAUGGAACGUGGAAGAGGACUGGCCAGCUCCCGUGUUGUCAGGAGGUCCUCUGAGGGGCAACUACAGCCUGCUGCAAUUCCACUUACACUGGCUCUCUGAACAUGCCAUCGACGGAAUGAAGUAUCCGUUAGAGAUCCAUUUGGUGCACGUAAAGACGGGGCUGACCGUCGACGAAGCCCUGGAACGACCGGAUGGGCUGGCCGUUAUUGGAAUACUAACAAAGGUCGUUGGUGGAUACGAAGAAGAUAGCUCCUAUGCUCUAGAAGAACUAAUGCCGGUAAUCCCUGGUCUUCUCAAUGAGACAGAGGAGGGUGACACAACCGUAAAGCAUAUUGACAUCACCCGGCUGUUCAGUCCUGAGCCUCAAUUGUUUUACACGUACCACGGCUCUUUAACAACUCCAUAUUGCCAAGAAGUGGUCACUUGGAUUGUGAUGGACGUACCGCUCACUAUAUCUGAUGUACAGUACAAAGAAUUCAGCAGAGUCAACGUGGGCGGUAUUGAUAAUUACCGUAGUCUGCAGCGUUCGAAUCGCAUCGUUUACAGCUCAGUUCGUUCUUGUGCAUACGCCCUCUCGCCUAGCUUCUUGGGUGUUCUCAUCACUGUCUUCCGCUGCAUCGCCGUUAAAACUACACAGCAGAUCAAAAAAGGCCUCUGCUACGCUAACAAUAUAAAGAAAAAGAUCUUUGGUAGUAACCUCGUCGAAUGCAGCAAAUUAGCCAUUUCGUAAAACUAUUGCUUCCCUUGUGAUAUUAUUUAAUUAACAAACUCGAUCAUGGCAAAGUUAUACCAUUGUGCCAUAAAGCCUUUAUAUAAAUCUACUUUAUAUUUAAGACAAGUGUGCGAUAUUGUAUAAAAUAUAUUUAUGUACAUAAUAUAAAACAAAACGCAAAAUAUAUAUAGUCAAAAGCAUAAGAUUACAGUUACGAAAUUCUUUAUAUACCUUGAACCAUAAACGUCAUCUGCUUCUUCCUUAUCCCUUGUUUAUUUGAAUCGGCGUAAUGUUUUUUUAUUGCAUCCCUGUUUGCAGUCAUCUCAUUAUUUACUCCCUUUCUUACCACAUCAUCUUUCACACAGUCCAUCCAUCUCUUUUUCCGCCUUUAACCCUUAUAACGACCCACAUUC